This is a messenger RNA of Etheostoma spectabile (orangethroat darter), 5842 nucleotides long. Its product is annotated as thyroid hormone receptor alpha. Lineage: Eukaryota; Metazoa; Chordata; Actinopteri; Perciformes; Percidae. Gene Ontology annotation, cellular component: RNA polymerase II transcription regulator complex. Gene Ontology annotation, biological process: thyroid hormone receptor signaling pathway; retinoic acid receptor signaling pathway; negative regulation of transcription by RNA polymerase II. The record is from RefSeq and is a predicted model, not a curated record. Gene Ontology annotation, molecular function: RNA polymerase II cis-regulatory region sequence-specific DNA binding; nuclear receptor activity; zinc ion binding. The transcript is spliced from 8 exons. The coding region runs from base 1 to 1251 and encodes 416 amino acids.
AUGGAGCCAAUGUCCAACAAGCAGGAUAGUAACUCAUCAGAAGGAGAGGAGAAAGGGUGGCCAGAUGUGCCGAAGAGAAAGAGUAAGAACAGCCAAUGUUCGGUGAAGAGCGUGUCUGCUCUUAGUGUCUCUGUUCCAGGGUACAUCCCCAGCUACCUUGAGAAGGAUGAGCCAUGCGUGGUGUGUGGGGACAAAGCGACCGGCUACCACUACCGCUGCAUUACCUGCGAGGGUUGUAAGGGCUUCUUCCGCAGGACCAUCCAGAAAAACCUCCAUCCAGCUUACUCCUGUAAAUAUGAAUGCUGCUGCAUCAUUGACAAGAUCACCCGCAACCAGUGCCAGCUAUGCCGCUUUAAGAAGUGCAUCGCUGUGGGCAUGGCCAUGGACUUGGUGUUGGACGACUCAAAGCGCGUGGCCAAGCGGCGUCUGAUCGAGGAGAAUCGUCAGAAAAGAAGGAGAGAGGAGAUCUUGCGGACGCUGCAGACAAGAAUGGAGCCAAACACGGCAGAGUGGGAGCUGAUCAAGAUGGUAACCGAGGCCCACCGGCAAACCAAUGCCCAGGGCACUUGCUGGAAACAGAAGCGCAAGUUCCUGUCGGAUGACAUCGGCCAGAGUCCGAUGUUGCCAACUUCCGAAGGAGAUAAGGUGGACCUGGAAGCCUUCAGCGAGUUUACCAAGAUCAUGACCCCUGCCAUCACGCGCGUUGUCGAUUUUGCCAAGAAAUUGCCCAUGUUUUCAGAGCUGCUUUGUGAAGACCAAAUCAUCCUGCUGAAAGGCUGCUGCAUGGAGAUCAUGUCGUUGCGGGCCGCCGUGCGCUACGAUCCGGACAGCGAGACGCUGACACUCAGUGGCGAGAUGGCCGUGAAGCGUGAGCAGCUGAAGAACGGCGGAUUGGGAGUUGUGUCAGACGCCAUCUUUGAUUUGGGAAAGAGCCUGGCUCAGUUUAACCUGGAUGACUCGGAGGUGGCUCUGAUGCAGGCCGUGCUGCUCAUGAGCUCAGACCGGUCAGGGCUGACAAGUACGGAAAAGAUAGAGCAGUGCCAAGAGGCCUACCUGUUGGCGUUUGAGCACUACAUCAACUACCGCAAGCACAACAUUCCCCACUUCUGGCCCAAACUGCUGAUGAAGGUGACAGACCUGCGCAUGAUCGGAGCUUGCCACGCCAGCCGCUUCCUCCAUAUGAAGGUGGAGUGUCCCAACGAACUCUUUCCCCCACUCUUCCUGGAGGUCUUUGAGGAUCAGGAAGUGUAACUCAAAGAACGUUACGCAAAACGUUAUGGGAAACGACACGCCACAUGCUGGUGAAAUGACACGCUACAUGCCAGGGAACAAGAACAGUGAAAGGACACGCCACACUGCUGGGACAUGAUCCCCGGUCUCCGGGGUGAAAGUCCUGUGUUGUUUGACCCAUUCACCACCCUAACCAACCUCCUUACACAGAUUUUUGGCAUUUGAUAAUACAUGCUACCGUAGUUGUGUUGUGACCACAAAACAUGCUUCCCAUUUAAAUACAUUACUUUAAAAAUUGUCCUCACCAACACAAAAAAAUGUGUCAUUGUACACGAUUUCAUAGAUUAAAUAAUGUGACUAUUUCACGAAUUGCCGUGAGACCGGGUUGUGUGAACGCACAGUCCAAACAUAUGCAAACACAAAUCUCGUCCGUUAACUCCUCUGGCACCUCUGCUGUACUCUAUGCCUACACAAUUGCAAACGGAGGGGCUUGUUUAUGUCUCUACAUCCUCAACACCUACCUUACACCUCAAAAUAGUGUUUUUUGUUGUUUUGGGCCCUGACCUUUACCUCUUCAGACAACCCCCCUCCCACUGCCAUCUCCCAAGCAAUGCCGCAACUACAAGGUCGCCCUCUGUCCACCCCUUGCAGCCCUGCCCACAGUCAGCCAAAGCCCUGUGAGUGUUUGCCAACCUACCUCCCCCCCCCACAAAGCACGCUCUUACCUCAUAUGUUGUAAAAUGUUUUUCCACAUUAUUGAGUGGGUGGUGGUAGUAUAUUGAGAGAACAUGCACCUCAUGCACCUCUAUGCCAGAAGUUACAGUGGGAACACUUGGUAUGAAGCCCUUAUCUACAGCGUAUAAUACAUACCUGCGUGACACAAAUUUGUGAUGUUAAUCAUUAACUGUUGACCGACAAUAAGAAUUUUGAUCAAUUAAUACUAGUUAGUUAAACCAGUGGUUAAACCAGUGGUUCUCAACCUGGGGGUCAGAAUCCCCAAGGGGGUUACGAGAUAAUUUCUGGGGGUCGCCAGGUGGUUGGGGAGUAACAAAAAGACACAUUUUAGACUGGGGAAUAAUUUUUACAUAAAUCUGUGAAGUUUGGUACAUUUCUUCUGUCAUAUCCAGAGAUUCAUUUGUAAAUCAGGAGGGCCUGAGACACAGGGUGCUGUCAGGUCAGGGGGAGAGAAAAACUCACAAACGCAUCAUUAAUCCAGCACAUUGGACAAGACUAGGUGUUAGCUUACAAAAAAAUGAUAACUAAACUAAAACUAAACUGUCGGUUUGCAAAGCUAACUAAAAUAUUAUCGAGUAAGUGUCAUUAGUUUUCAUCUUUGUCAAUGUCUUUCAUAGAGCAAAUAACGUUAUAUCUUUCCGACCAUAACAUUUCCCGUAGACAUGUAUAGUUUCUGACUGGGAACCCAGAAAUUCCAACAUUCCAUGUUAAAUUGAACACAACAUAGUCCUCUCCGUGCCAUGCUCAUAGACAGUUAAAGAUGUGGACCAACAGAUCCUGUGGUUCUGAACGGAGACCAGUGAAGAAAAUAGAAGCACUUUUCCGGUGAUGGCUGAGCACAGUAACGUGCAGCCUCCAGCUGAGCUUGACGACGUAGAUGUGAUGUGGGCAACCUGUAUUAAAUUUGUAAGUCUUCUGGUAGCUGUGCCAAGAGAAAUCUCAAUCAUUCCCAAUCAGCAGAGACAGAGAGCGUAGGUAUAUGUUAGGAGAUAACAUAGCCACAGGCUAAUUACCGCUAACUAAUAUGCUAGUUAACGUUAGUAAUUAAACCUAAACAGCUGAUUUAAGUUUAAAUUGUCUGAAAGCAUCUCCUGGCAAUACGGUGAUUUGUCAACUAUGCAUCAAUCCUAUUUUCACAAAAACGUUUGUUACGGAGCCAUAACGUGAGGUACAAGGUAAUGGAGCCUUUGAUACAUGGUUGUGUUUCUUUAGAAAUAAACAAUGGACAAAUAGAAUUUUGAAACGCUUCUGAUGGAAAGUUAUUUACUGUCAAAUUGGUGCCAAAAUGAAUGGCAGUCAGUGGGAGGCUAACUGCAGAUGAUGGCUUUGUAGAGUUAAAAUGGCGCCAUGGGAGCUACGCUUAGAGAGGAGAGGCUUACACCCUUGGCCAUGCUCCGUGCCCCUUGACUGGCAUCAUGGACCGAAAGUCAGAAGAAAGCUGCAGAGUCCUAUGUGAUAAGGACUGUGUCAGAUAAAAGCAAGUGCCUUGCAGUGUAAGGUGGUAAAAUAUGUGGACAGUUUAUUACAUGGAAACAUCCCACAAAUUUGAAAGUAGCCUACAUUUGAGAAACAAACACAAGGAGGCUAACCUAGCUUACGUUAACAAGAUCAAGGAGAACGUCAAGCCCCCUUUCCCCGAAACAGAAGCUAACCCCGGUAAUGUUAUGGGCAUGGAUGUAUUGAUACAGGGCCAGCAGCAUGACGGGGACAACAGCAGGACAGAGAACACUACAGGCGGGCUUUCCCCGACGACCAACAGUGGGAGGGAACUUGGGUUACUACGUGGAUUAAUACUGGGAUGUCUACACAACUGUGUGAGUUCAAAAAGUUCUCCACUUUAAUCGAACCAAAGUUCUUUGUUAGUCUGUUGGCGGUUUAGGUUUCUCUCCUGGAACACGUCAAACACAUUCUGCACUUACUGCUGCGUUUUGUAUUGACUGUUUACAUAUCUGUGCUCAUCAUCUACAUUGUUGAAUACAUUGUAAAUACAUUUUUCCAAAAUUAUAUGAUGUUUUCGUUUUGCUGUUAGGCUACACAAUACUUUUUCUGACCAUUUUUAAUCCCCUGACAAAUAACCCAUUUUACAAAAAGAUUAAAACUAAUAAAAACUAAACUAAAACUAACUAACUAAACUAGCAAACCCAGUUUAAAAACUAAUUAAAACUAAACUGAAUUUGAAAACAAAAAGUCAAAACAAAAUAAAAUAAAAACUAAUGAAAAAUGCAAAACUAUAAUAACCAUGGUCUGCAGCUGACCGAUUAGAAAGUAUGUCAGAGACAGUUAACUAUUAAUGAUCUGCUGUCAAGGCUCAACUAGCAUCCCUAGACACAUUGUAAACAGCUCCAGAGUAACCCAGUGUUGCCAGUCUUUGUGCUAUGUCGAGCGCGUCCUCUGAGGACUGUAUGUCUUUUUUUAUCAUGUCAAAAUUUCAGUUCCUGCAAUACAUUGGUUUGUGACAGAAUGCCAUCAAAACAUGCUAACAUGCUAAACUAAGAUGGUUAGCAUAGCAAAGUUCACUUGCUAAACUUAAGCAAGUUAAUCAAUAUGAUUCUAUUGACAACAGAUGAAUAUCACCUUAUACCUUUUCAUGCAAAAUGGGUGUGUAAAGUGAUGUAGCUACAGGCCACAUAGGAAGUGUUCCCACUACUGUUAUUCUUUUAUUGCACAGUGUCAUUGACUGUAUAUACACAUAAACACUGACAAGUAAUCUAGAGUUAGUAUACCUCUCCAACAAAAACGUAUUGUUUUCAUUACCUCUCUCUCACACACACACACACACAUUACACCCAGUUGUGUUUUAAUGUAUUACCUCAGUUGUUUUAUUCCUCAUCUCUUUCUCCUCCUUAAUGACAACUGGGCCACACUACAUUUCCUGUCUGUGUGUGUGUGUGUGUGUGUCUGUGUGUGUGAGAAUGUUAUUACGUCUUCGCAUUGGAGCCCCUGUCCUGUUAAUCCUACUGUAGCCGGCCUCCUCACCUUCCACCAUCUUGUGAUAGGUUCAUCACUGGCAGACGGAGGUGGUGCUGGUGGUAGGAGGGGGUGUUGACACUUACCUCUGCAGGCCCUACCCCACCCUCACCUGUACCUGCUUGAAACCAAUUCUACCUCACCUGUCAUCAUCUCAGUACAGCCGCCCCUCUGUCUACAACACACUAGCAAUGUUUCCAUCCAGACGUUUUUAUCCAAAUUAAGUGAUAUUGAAUCAAAAAUGCCUUGUGGAAGGAAAUACGUUUGGUCUCAUCGGAUUUUAUCUUGAUCGAAGUACGGCUUAUGCGAUAAACGCUGAUGGAAACUUUAUUUGCCAAUUAAAUAAUGAAUUGCGAUUAGGUUUUAGGUCAUUUUAUGGUUGCAACCCACCACAAAACAAGGAAGAAGUUUUAGUUAAUUUCCACCCAGUAUUUUCGCUGUCUGCACACAUGGCGGGUGUCAACAAAGACAGAUGGAAGUGGACAAACGAGGAGACAAGAGAAAUUUUGAAUUUAAUUUAUUAGGAACUCGCGAAGGAAAUGGCCGACAAAGUUUAGGACAAGCCGUGGGACGUUCUCCGGAGUAAAUGGAAGGCGCUCAAACAGCAAGACAUGUGUCAAAAAACUGUUGUCUCGCAGCAGUGCCGGAGGGACAAUAAAAGGCAAGUUGCAUCUGCAUCAUCAUAGCGAUGUGUUGAUAGUGUAAUUGUCUUAUUAUAGCUUGAUAUGUUGCUAUCAGCUGGCACAUAAGCACUACAACUAGUACAAUAUUGAUCAAUUAUUGGUAGACGGCGCAAUCUAUUUUGUCUAGAAAAAGUUUGUUCGCAAAAGUUUGAAUGUUGUGCGAUUCAGUGCGAAAAUGAAUGGAAGCACCCUUAACACACUUAAAAUGUGUAAAAUCAAUUUAAUAU